UUUUAUUUCUCUUUCCAGUUCCUGCAAUAAAUUAGCUGAAAAACUCAAAAUGAAGACUGAUACUUUGGAUAAAAUCUGCUGCUUCUUGGCCGAACUCGUUGGUACCGCCAUGUUGGUCUUCUUGGGCUGUAUGGGCUGUGUCAGCACCGAAACCUUCCACAACAACCAUUUGCAAAUGUGUUUGAAUUUCGGUUUGGUAGUCAUGGUGGUCAUUCAAUGUUUCGGUUGUGUAUCCGGUUCCCAUUUGAAUCCAUCCGUCACUGUUGCUGCCUAUAUUUAUGAAAUGGUAUCGGCGCCCAUGGCUAUUGUCUAUUUCUGUGGUCAAAUGUUGGGUGGCUUCAUUGGAUAUGGUUUGUUGAAGGUUGUAUUGCCCGACAGCGUGAUCAACACCCCCGCCACUGGUUUGUGUGUAACUUUGCCACAUGCUGAUAUCACUCCCGGUCAAGGUUGCAUUAUUGAAUUCAUUGUUACCGCCGUUUUGGUUUUGGUCUGCUGUGGUGUCUGGGAUCCACGUAACUCCAAAUUCCAUGAUUCCGUUCCAAUUCGUUUCGGUUUGGCUAUUGCCUGUUUGGCCAUUACUGCUGGUCCCUUCACUGGUGCCAGUAUGAACCCUGCCCGUUCCUUCGGCCCCGCCUUGUGGCACAACAACUUCGCCAGCCACUGGAUUUACUGGGUUGGUCCCCUUGCUGCCGCCGCCAUUUCUGCCUUCGGUUACAAGAUUGUGUUCAGACGUGAAGUCAAGGAAGAAGCCGUCCACCACAAAUUGCGCAACUUGGAAGAUGUUCCUUUGUCAUAAAUCCAACGCACCUUCCCCUUCC
Molecule: messenger RNA, 818 nt
Organism: Musca vetustissima
Lineage: Eukaryota; Metazoa; Arthropoda; Insecta; Diptera; Muscidae
Product: aquaporin AQPcic-like
Exons: 2
Coding region: 50-796 (248 amino acids)
Biological process (GO): transmembrane transport
Cellular component (GO): plasma membrane
Molecular function (GO): water channel activity
Source: RefSeq, a predicted model, not a curated record